Messenger RNA from Drosophila elegans, 948 nucleotides. RefSeq lists its product as uncharacterized. NCBI's taxonomy places the organism in Eukaryota, Metazoa, Arthropoda, Insecta, Diptera, Drosophilidae. The coding region runs from base 54 to 740 and encodes 228 amino acids. The record is from RefSeq and is a predicted model, not a curated record. The transcript is spliced from 2 exons.
GGAUUGGCAUAGCGCUUUAGUUGUCUAAAGGUUGCCACCGCGAACGGAUCGAAAUGCAGGCUCAAAAAAACGUUUUUACGAUUUUGGCAGCCUUAUGCAUCUGCGGAAAUUUAUUGAGUGUUACCGGGAGUCGCUUGAGGAUGCCCAUGUUGCCUGCGGCACUCGAAGGUUUUAGCUGCCGAAACGACAGCAUCGGUUUCAACUUUAACCUGAAGCGACUCUCUGGCUACUGGUAUGAGGCUGCCCGAGUGCCCAAUGUCCAGGUGCUGGAGUGCCUGAAUGUGUCCGUUCCCGCUGAGAUCGAGGACAACACCCUGUCGCUGGACUUGAACUUCAUCAGCACAGUUAACAAUGAGUGGCACUUCACCGAGGACUCCGUGGACUUUCCCUGGGACAACUCGACCCAGUUCGGGAUCUUCGACCUGCAUUACGAUACGGUCACAGUCACCUACAAGUUGAUGUACACGGACUACAAGACCUUUGCCCUCAUCUGCGGAUUCGGCAGCAUCUCGCCAGUGCCGCUCUUCAAGCUCUUCACUCGGCAGCGGGAGAUCAACCAGACGAUGAUUGACUUGGUCCAGUUAAUAGCCGAGCAAAACGGCGUUGCUUCCCAGAUUGCGUGGGACAAGCAGUCCCCGGAUGAGUGCAAUGGAUCCACCGGUCCAGCUCCUUUGGCCAUUCUCAUCGGCUCCAUCACUCUGCUCUGGGGCCUCAGCUGGGGAAAACGAAUUUGUACUUAGGCUAUGUUAUUUACUCACUUGUGUUGUUACAACUAUCAGUACAAACUCUUAUCAAAUUCGUCUAUUUAAUUUCAAAUGCACUUUGCUUUAUUUGGGGUCAUUAAAAAAAUACGGUCGACGUUUGUUGUCUUUUUGGUCACGACAAACAAAUUAUGACAUAAUUAGACACGCAAUUAAAAUAAAUUGAAUCUAUUUCUUACUAAUUAAA